CAGAUUAGCAGCUGCCGUGACAAAUUAAAUACAAACGUCCGUGUGAUUGGACCGUAAUAUGGUUUAUAAAGGAUUAGUACGACGUUUUAAAUGGUGAAGGGAAAAAUGGGAGGAGGAAAACGCAUUUUAAAAGAACGGUACGUCUACAGGAGUAUAGUUGAGUCGAGGAGGAUAUAAAGACCCGAGAGAUUUAGUCGUCUUCUCAGCAAUGAAAUUCCACAAAACUCGCGUGUGUAAUCAAUAUUCUGGUGGCCCCAGAGAAAGGUGGAAGAGAAGGGAGAGGGAAAAAAGAAAGAAAAAAAAAUGAAUCAAAUACACAAGCACUACAUGCAUGUGCAAGGAAGGGAAUGAGUGGAAGACGGAAACGAGCAAGAGAGAGAGAGAGAGUGUGAGCGAGCGAGCGAGAGAGAGAGAGAGAGAGAAACAGCAGUGAUGAUCGAUGCCAGUCUGCCACCACUCUGUAGCAGUGAGAGGCUGCAACAAAAGCGUGGAAUAAAGGCUCUGCUGCUCUUGUCUCCAGUCGCCCUGCAUCUCUCCGUCUCUCCGAACGCAACGCAGCCCAGACACAAGGUGCUGGCUCUGCAGCCUGCCAUCAACAAGUUACGACGGUAGGACCCUCAGCCAUAAAAAAAAAGAGGAGUAUUCGCGGUUCAAUUAGGCAACUGAGCUGACGACAUUGCGGUGGAAAGGGAACGGUGAGGGGGGAAGAAAGAAAAAAAAAAAAAGAGAGUGUGUGUGUGAGGGAGAGAGAGAGAGGGGUGACACGAUGUUCGCGAGGGUCGCACUGGAUACAAAUCAAUUUGAAAAAGAUUAAGGAUUCCUGGAAGCAACAAGAAUGCCGGAUCUUUCUUAAUUUGGGAACCGGAUAACAAAAACUACGGGAUUGAGAGCAGAAUAAAUAAAUGGACGGACAAAACCCUGCAACAUGGAUCUUGUGAAUUUGUUUCAGAGGAGACGGCUCGGCAUCGCUUUAAUUGGGAAGACCUUGGUUUGUUUCGCGUUUACUCAAAAGGCUUUUUUCCCUUUGGAUUUCCCGUCCAUCUGGCUGUUCCAGGGAUCUACGGAGAAAGACAGUUGAAUGCCACCGUCGAUGUUCGCAAAAGAAUGGGUUUCCAUUCAAGGUGGCCAUUGGUGGGACAAGCACCAGCGGCACUUUGUGUGAUCAGCAUGCUACUGUGUCUGCCUCCCACAUCGUGCACAGCCUGCCCUCAGAAAUGCCGCUGCGAGGACCUGCAGUUUUACUGCGACACGCAGGGAUUCCUGGCACCCCCAGACGGCGUGGACAGAGGAGCACUGGGACUCUCGCUCCGGCACAACAGCAUCAACGAGCUGAGCCCUGAUCAGUUCUUCGGCUUUACACAGCUAACCUGGCUCCACUUGGACCACAACCAAAUACUAAACGUGCAUGAGGAUGCCUUCCAGGGGCUCUACAAGCUAAAGGACCUAAACUUGAGCUCCAACCGCAUCACAAAGCUGCCCAACACAACCUUCAUCCACCUCAUCAACCUCCAAAUCUUGGAUCUAUCCUUCAACCAGAUGACCGCACUGGAGCCCGAGCUCUUUCACGGGCUUCGGAAGCUCCAGAUCCUCCACCUGAGGUCCAACUUCCUGCGGACCACACCUGUGCGGGCCUUCUGGGACUGCCGAAGCCUGGAGUACCUUGGUUUGAGCAACAACCGGCUCCGGAGCCUGGCUCGGAAUGGAUUCGCCGGGCUAAUAAAGCUACGGGAGCUCCAUUUGGAACACAACCACUUGACUAAGAUCAAUCUGGCCCACUUCCCACGUCUUGUUGCCCUCCAGUUCCUCUAUCUGCAGUGGAACAAGAUUAACAAUUUAACGUGUACCAUGGAGUGGGAGUGGACCACUUUGGAAAAACUGGAUCUAACCGGGAAUGAGAUACGCACUCUAAUCCCUGAAGUGUUUGAAACUUUACCGAACCUUCAGGUUCUGCUGCUGGAUAACAACAAGCUGAGCAGCCUCGAUGCCCAAACCACAACUAUGUGGAAGUCCCUGAACACCAUCGGGUUGUCCAGCAACCUUUGGGAUUGUACAAAAAAGAUUUGCAACUUGGCCAGUUGGCUUAGUAAGUUUAAAGGUCGAUGGGAACAUUCUAUCCUAUGUCACAGCCCUGAGUACACGCAGGGUGAGGAAAUACUAGACGCUGUUCAUGGAUUCCAACUCUGCCAAAACAUCUCGGCACCGGUUGUACUGACCAGCACCACGAUGGAGGCCACGUUACCACAACAGUUCACUAGCUCCUUUUUUGGGAAUAUGCAGACGCCGACACAGGACUUCUACCCUGAGGAUUUUGGGAGCUUUACCAUCGUCACCACUACCACCACCACAACUCAGACCCCACAAACUACCAUGGCUACGGUCACAGUGGACGGGGAAGAUGUUACUGAAGACUAUGGCAUAAUGGACAGCACCCUACUGACCCAGAGAGUCAUUAUAGGUACCAUGGCCCUUUUGAUUUCCUUCUUUCUCAUCGUUUUUGUUGUGUACAUCUCACGGAAGUGCUGCCCUCCCACUCUACGGAGGAUCCGCCACUGCUCGGCCAUUCAGAACCGGCGCCAGAUGAGGACCCAGCAGAGGCAGCCGAUGGCAGACCUGGCCACACAGGUGCCCUAUAACGAGUACGAGCCGGCACACGACGAAGGGGCACUUGUGAUCAUUAAUGGCUACGGGCAGUGCAAGUGUCAGCAACUGCCUUACAAAGAGUGUGAAGUAUAAACAUUUUAUUUCUGCACUUUAUGGGUUAUGUCAUUUCCACCAUUUUGAAAGAUACAGGGUGUGUUUUCGGAACUCUCUCAGCUUGUACACAAAAGGAUAUAAAUGAGCAUUUAAUUCUUUAUACCGGUUUCGGAAACCGACGAAUGUCCGGAAGGUCGCGAGGACGCAAUCGAAACGAGCUGUAUAAAGGAGUCGGAGUUUAUUUUUAUAGUAUGAAAAGCAAGGUUCAUAUCCAGCUGGGGCGAUCGAUCACAGACGGAUGUGUGAGAGAUUUGUCUUGGCGUUAUUAGUCACUAAUCCAGCAGCACAGAAAAGACGAGAAAGAAACAAAGCCAAAACCAUCUGGAACUUUAAGGUCCAGAAACAACAACAACAAAAAACAAAAAAACAACUAUGUAUGAAACUGUAUUCUUAUUCUGAUAUAUGUUUGGAUUUUAUAAUAUGGUAAGAAGUGCUGUGGGUGGCAAUAUGAUGCAGAGAAACGCAAAUCUGACUAAAGAAAAACAGGCAGAGAUGAGAGAGAUUUUUAUAGUGCACGUUAGACUACACUAUAGAUCUCACUUAACACUUUAAAAAAAAAAAAUGAAGUAAAAAUUAUUGAUUUAUGAUUUGGGUUCAAAGAGCAUUUUUACUCGUGUUUUGUUUUUGUUUUUUAAAUUAUGGAGAAAGAGCACUGUAAAAUUGUACAUCACCACAUUUAGCUCAAGUCUAACGAGGGAAGGUUCAAACUUGAUCAGAAUAAACCCGUCAUGUUUAUUUCUCUUUGAUCCAGCCAAGAUUUCAUCCUUUCACCUAAUGCACAAAAUGCUUCUUUAUUUUCCAGUUUAUUUUCCCCUCAACAGGUUCCACCUCCUGUCUCCAAAAUGUGAAAAGCUUAGCACUGUGUGUGUGUGCGCGCGAAAAGGCUAAUGUUACCUUUGCUAAUUGUCUGGCUCGCUCAGUCUACUGUGAUGUCAGCAGGGACCGAAUAAAUGUUACAGACGUUUGCUCACUUUACCAUCAUGUAUAUGCACAUUCAUACAAAGUUAUAUAUAUAAAAAAAGAGAAAAAAGAAACAGGGGAAAAUAAAAUAAAUAAAUAAAUAAAUGAUGGCUCGGAUAUAAAUAACUCGAGCCGGUCAUUGACAUUCACUGUGACUGUUCGGUGCUGCGGUAGCCAUUGCACAUUUGCAUAAACGACUGUAGGGACCGUUCACGAUACGGCAGGAGAAAAUAGAUCCCGCUGGGAAAACGAUGACAAACGAGGGAUGUGAGAAAACCGGCAAGGAAUAGAAAUGUUCAAAAAUACCCACCAAAAAACAAACAAACAAACAAAAAGUAUAUAUAAUUUAAAAAAAAAAAAAAAGUAUAUAUAAAAUAUAUAAAAAAGUAUAUAUAAUUUCUCCAGGCUCGGUAACGGUCUUCUUUGUCGGGGGGAAGAAAAAAAAAAAAAAGGCAAGCAGAGACCGUAAUCACAUGUGACAGCUGGAAGA
This is a messenger RNA of Tachysurus fulvidraco (yellow catfish), 4204 nucleotides long. It is a transcript of the gene lrrtm2, whose product is annotated as leucine rich repeat transmembrane neuronal 2. Gene Ontology annotation, cellular component: extracellular matrix. Gene Ontology annotation, molecular function: protein binding. Lineage: Eukaryota; Metazoa; Chordata; Actinopteri; Siluriformes; Bagridae. The record is from RefSeq and is a predicted model, not a curated record. The transcript has 2 exons. Bases 1105 to 2733 code for a protein of 542 amino acids.